AUGGAAAGCAAUGAUAAUAAUUUAACAAAUAUAAAUAUAGAGAUUUUUUCACCUCAAAAGAGGAUGAAAUUAAAACAUUAUCAACAACAACACACACAAGUUAAAGCAGAAGAUAAUGAUAUAAUAAUGGAGUCGGAAGAGUCAGAGUUAUUUUCAAGUAAGAGAUUGGUUAUACCCGGUCAAAUUAUAUCGAGAGAGGGCGAGUAUUUAAAGGGUCAUGGUACAUUUCAUAAUGGAAGUAAUUUGAUAGCAUCGGUAUGCGGCACAUUGGAUAAAGUUGAUAGAUUAAUUUCAGUUAAAGCAUUAAAAUCCCGUUAUCACGGCGAAGUGGGCGAUAUUAUAGUUGGUAGAAUCACCGAGAUCUCAUCAAAGCGUUGGAAAGUGGAUGUAAAUUCACGUUUGGAUUAUAUAUUAAUGUUAUCAGCUAUCAAUUUACCAGGUGGCAUUCAAAGACGUCGUACCUCUGCAGAUGAACUCCAAAUGAGAAAUUUCUUUGUAGAGAACGAUUUAGUGUAUGCCGAAGUCCAAAUGAUAAUGGGUGAUGGUUCGGUCGCCAUUCACACACGUAAUCAAAAAUACGGUAAGCUCCAAAAUGGCCAUUUUAUGAAGGUAACACCAUCUUUAAUCAAACGUUCAAAACAACACUUUUAUUCAUUAGAGUGUGGUGUAGAUGUAAUUUUAGGUCUUAAUGGUUAUAUUUGGAUUGCAGACACUGAGCAACAAAAGAAUCAAUCAGCAUUCAUUCAAAAACACGAAAAAGAAAAUUUCGACCAAGCAUGUAUCAUACCAGAUGACAUUAAACAAAUUUCAAAAGAUUCAAGAGACCGUAUAUCUCGUGUAAAAAAUUCAAUCGCCUUAUUAGAAAAAGGUUUCCUUUUGAUUCACAGUAAAAGUAUAAUGCAGGUUUACCAUUUAUCAAAUAAAAUGAAAUUAGGUGCCAAAGAUUUAUUACACCCACAAUAUAUAAAACAAAUUUUAACUUUAUUAUCAACAGAGUACAAUGAUGAUAUUAAAGAUGAAGAAUAA
Molecule: messenger RNA, 1026 nt
Organism: Dictyostelium purpureum
Lineage: Eukaryota; Evosea; Eumycetozoa; Dictyosteliales; Dictyosteliaceae
Exons: 1
Coding region: 1-1026 (341 amino acids)
Biological process (GO): TRAMP-dependent tRNA surveillance pathway; poly(A)-dependent snoRNA 3'-end processing; CUT catabolic process
Cellular component (GO): cytoplasmic exosome (RNase complex); nuclear exosome (RNase complex)
Molecular function (GO): RNA binding
Source: RefSeq, a predicted model, not a curated record